AUGAAAGAACCCCAAGAAUCUAGAAAUAGACCAGAGAGCCCCAGGAAUCCAUUCCGUACCCCAAGAAGACCCAGUCCGCAUGGUCCAACAACUGCCCUGAAAAGCACCACUGCGAAACGGAACAGAUCACCAGACUCAUCGACACACGCAAGCACUCGCCAGCGAACAUCGCUCCCACAGGUCCAAUCAACCCUCACACAGAUUGAAUUCGUGACACAACCCUCAGCGCCGGGUGAUGACCACCUUGACUAUAUCGAUGAACAUAUACAUCGUGAUAAGAAGGAUGACACAACUGAUCGCCCGAGGAUAGACGAUGGGUCCGACAAGGAUUCAGACUAUCUCCCGGCGCCACCGGUCCGAUCGGCGCGUAUUUCGACAUUCAAAAUGAGUCAACGAGAGCGCGAUUCGAGUGAACACCCGCAGAAGCGAAGAGGCUCUGGUAUAGCCAAUCGAGAUGCAGAUCGAAGUCAUGGGCUACGAAAGAACGAGACACCAAGGGCGAGCGCUCGUCCUAAAGGUGGCCGGAAAUCUUUGGAAAAAUCAACGGUAAAACGAGAUAAGACCUUAACUCAGAUGGACUUUGUACGCCGUUACAUUACCAUCGAUGAUGAUGACGACGUGAACAUGGGUUAUAUCCAGCCGACACCGCAGAAGCAGGGUAUGAAAAACGAACAAGAUCCUACACCGAAACCGAAUAUAUCACAGACCGCCAGACACUCUAUCCCUGCCAAGCGAAAGCGCAGGUUCUUGGAAGAAGAGCUGGAUCUCUCAACCGGGGAACCUAUAUCUCAAUCAACGGAAGCGCCGGAGUCAAAUCCUAGAGAUGGGGAUGAGCGGGCAUUUAUAGCACCUGUCACACCACAGAAGUCCCGCAUCCGCGAGAUUCCUUCUUCGCAGACACCCGAAAGCCCUGGCCUUGCUAUUAUAACAUCAUCUCAAUUCCGCAGCGCUACUCGCUCGCCUUCAAAACAGAAAUCUCGAAAUAUCGCAAAUAAUUCCAUUCAGCACAUCAAAGAAGAACCAGUGGAGAUCCGACGAGUAGUAGAAGAUUCACAGGAUCUUGAAGACGGAUCUUUGCCACAGCCAACAACGUUUGACUCCCCAAGCAGGCAUGACCGAUCAACUUAUAUUGCAGCGGCAACCAAAGACGAGGAGUUGCCUUCAUCUGCACCUGCAACAGAAUCAACGUCACAGCAAACCCCCCACACUGGCAACACGUUGAGAUAUGAACGCACCAAGAGGGAAAGGACGGUCAUCUAUGAAACGGACGCUGAUUCAGAAUACGGAGAUUUUGACGAAUGUCUCAACGAAGACCCCCUGACACCAUCUCCAAAGAAGACACCCCGGGCAUUCAAUCUCCAGGCGAGUUCGCAGGCGACCCAAAUCAGCACAGAAUGGGCCAAGGAUGAUUCUCAAAAACUCCCUCUGCCAGAUGUUCAAUCGAGCCCUGGGUUGGAUGAUGCUCCGGCAUCUGAAGGUCCAAUGUCUGAUGCAUCGAUUUGCUACCAGAGAAUGCAUGCAGCUACACAAUUCCCUCACGAGCCAAUCCCACUCUUGAAUACACAAAAGAUGUCUGAGCUCUUCCCCCACGAAGGCAGCACCCAGUUUCCCAAACCAAGUGCAUCAAAGUCUGCUCUUCGAAACCAGGCACCGGGACCUUUUUCACAGACACCAACACAGAGUCAGGGAGGCGACAAAGAGUCGACUGAAAUGGUCCCCGAAUCAUCCCCUGUCCGUGAAGAAAAUGGAAAUGAGUCGGGCGAGCCUUCAUUUCAGCGACCACAUGCGCCUGGGUCAGUGGUUCAAGUUGAGUCCUCGCAAGCAGUGGACCGAGACUCUCAUUGGCAGGGCCAAGUUCUUACUCGGAGCCAGCUUCUAACAUCAAGCGUCAUGGAGAGUGUUCCGCUCCCAAAUUUUUGGAUGGGAAGUCAGGAUAGUGUAGGAGAGCCUUACUGCCUACCUGAAGGAUGA
Penicillium paradoxum is the source of this 1971-nucleotide messenger RNA. RefSeq lists its product as uncharacterized. The coding region runs from base 1 to 1971 and encodes 656 amino acids. Lineage: Eukaryota; Fungi; Ascomycota; Eurotiomycetes; Eurotiales; Aspergillaceae. The record is from RefSeq and is a predicted model, not a curated record. The transcript has a single exon.